CGCUUCUCUUCCAACUCAUCUGAAAACACCAUAAGAGGAAGUGGGGGGAGCUUGAGGAGUUAUGGAAUACAUGCAAAACAAGUGUUCCUGGGGGUUUAGAAGCUUUGUUCGCCGGAAGCAGGUUGAUUCAGUUCACAUGAAGAGAGAGGGACGUGAUCAAUUGGCUCGGAAACUAUCUUUGAUGGACCUCAUUGCCAUUAGAGUAGGGGCAACAAUAGGUGCUGGGGUAUAUGUGCUUGUGGGAACAGUGGCAAGAGAGCAUGCAGGACCUGCGCUCACAAUUUCAUUCUUGAUUGCUGGGAUAGCUGCUGCACUCUCUGCUUUUUGUUAUGCAGAGCUUGCUUCUCGCUGUCCUUCUGCUGGCAGUGCUUAUCAUUAUUCUUACAUUUGUCUCGGAGAAGGCGUUGCUUGGUUUGUUGGUUGGGCUCUCGUUCUUGAAUACACUAUUGGUGCUUCUGCUGUUGCUCGUGGCAUCACCCCGAAUCUGGCCUUUUUUUUUGGAGGUCUGGAUAAAUUGCCUGCUAUUUUGGCCCGUCACACCAUGCCGGUGAUUGGUGUUGUGGUUGAUCCAUCUGCAGCAGUAUUAGUUCUUAUUGUCACUUUCCUCUUGUGUACAGGAAUCAAGGAGAGUUCAUUGGUGCAAAUGAUUGUUACAUCAGUAAACGUUUCUGUCAUGCUAUUCAUCCUGAUAGUCGGUGGAUAUAUGGGUUUUAAAACUGGAUGGGUCGGAUAUGAACUUCCCAGUGGGUAUUUUCCUUUUGGAAUAAAUGGAAUGUUGUCUGGGUCUGCUGUGGUCUUCUUUUCAUACAUUGGUUUCGAUUCAGUUACCAGCACAGCUGAGGAGGUAAAGAAUCCUCAACGCGAUCUUCCCCUCGGUAUAGCGUUAGCAUUGCUUAUAUGUUGCAUCUUGUAUAUGCUUGUCUCUGUUGUUGUUACUGGUUUAGUACCAUACUAUUCCUUGGAUCCAGACACUCCCAUCUCCUCAGUAUUUUCUGGCUAUGGCGUGCAAUGGGCAGUGUAUGUUAUAACAACUGGAGCAGUUACUGCUCUCUUUUCCAGUUUGUUGGGUUCCAUUCUUUCCCAGCCACGGAUCCUGAUGGCAAUGGCAAGAGAUGGAUUGUUGCCAUCAUCAUUUUCAGACAUUAAUGAAAAUACCCAAGUUCCUGUGAAGAGCACAGUUACAACUGGUACCAUUGCAGCAGUUCUGGCAUUCUUUAUGGAUGUGUCACAGUUAGCUGGAAUGGUUAGUGUUGGUACCCUUUUUGCAUUUACCACUGCAGCAGUUUCAGUUUUGAUACUUAGAUAUGUUCCUCCAGAUGAGGUGCCUCUUUCACCAUCACUUCAAGAGUCUAUUAAGUCGGUAUCAUUACGAUUCAGUUACAAUACUCAAGAAUGUGACAGAAAAAACCUAAAAGAUUCUGCUGGUUCAUCUAAGAAUGAGAGUCACAACAUACAUGGAAUUCGGGAUGAAUUACUUGGUUGCCCUCCAAUUGAGAAAUGUAUAGCACAAGAAAAUCUAGAUGAACAAACAAGGCGAAACAUCGCUGCAUGGACCAUAACUUGUCUCUGUAUAGGGGUUUUCAUCCUUGCAUUCACAGCUUCAGCUAAAGGGCUUUCCAGCACUCUUCGGCUCACAUUGUGCGGGCUGUGUGGAAUUUUCCUGCUUUUCUGCUUGAUUGUGCUGUCCUAUAUUGGUCAAGAUGCUGCAAGGCACAAUUUUGGACACGGUGGAGGUUUCACUUGCCCAUUUGUUCCAUUCUUACCUGCCGCUUGCAUUCUCAUAAAUACCUACCUUCUUAUUGAUCUUGGAGCUGCGACAUGGAUCCGCGUCUCUAUAUGGUUUGCCAUAGGAGGAUCGAUAUACUUGUUUUAUGGCCGGAUGCAUAGUGCACUUCUAAAUGCAAUUUAUGUUCCCUUGGCUUAUGCUGAUGAAAUCCGUUGUUCCUCCUCGCAACAUCAUCUGGCCUAGCCCCUUGUGGUGUUUUGUUAUGUUAAUGCUCGGACAGGUCCGGUUGUCUCAUUGUGUAGUUGUGAUCUAGAUGUGGUAUAGCUACUGUUGUGGAGAAAAUGUAAUGGCAUAAUAGCUUGAACGGUCAUCCAAGCCAUAAUGCAGAACUCAAAAAUAUUUUGCAUUGCUUCGAACAUCGAAUGUUUUGAUGUACAAUUUAAUCUUUUCAUGGA
Argentina anserina (silverweed cinquefoil) is the source of this 2181-nucleotide messenger RNA. RefSeq names its product cationic amino acid transporter 4, vacuolar-like. Gene Ontology annotation, biological process: transmembrane transport; amino acid transport. The transcript is spliced from 13 exons. Gene Ontology annotation, molecular function: amino acid transmembrane transporter activity. Bases 62 to 1969 code for a protein of 635 amino acids. Lineage: Eukaryota; Viridiplantae; Streptophyta; Magnoliopsida; Rosales; Rosaceae. Gene Ontology annotation, cellular component: membrane. The record is from RefSeq and is a predicted model, not a curated record.